Leopardus geoffroyi (Geoffroy's cat) is the source of this 747-nucleotide messenger RNA. RefSeq lists its product as uncharacterized. Bases 1 to 612 code for a protein of 203 amino acids. The record is from RefSeq and is a predicted model, not a curated record. The transcript is spliced from 3 exons. Lineage: Eukaryota; Metazoa; Chordata; Mammalia; Carnivora; Felidae.
AUGAAAUGCGGGGAUAACCCAUAUGAAGAAGAAUGCAAUUACAACGAGCGGGCAGCACAAGGAAAGUCACAGGAACUCGGAGGAAAAACAGGGGCACAGAGCGGCCACACCCUCGUCCGGGGAGGCGGCGGCCUCGGCGGCGGGACCUCACCUGCGGGACCUCACCGGGCAGGGCGGCCCCGCGCCGGGCCCCGGCCCCGCCUCCAGCCCCACUGCGGCGCCGGCAGCAGGACGCCGCUCGCCGCCCCGCGGACCGGCCCGCCGCGCGCCGCGCUCUACUUCCGGGGCGGCGCUCUGGCAACCGAAGACGCGGCCGCUGGCGCCGCGACUGCUUCCGGGGUCACAUUUUCCCGGCCGCUCCCUAGGCCCCCGCCCGCUGCGCGCUCCGCGGAGAUCCUAGAAGAGCCGGUCCUCCACCCCCGGGAACCUCGCAGCCUUCAGGACCCAGGGAUGAGCCGGAAAGAAGAGAAACAAUUUUACGUCCCUGCUCUGAUACAUUCUAGCUGUUUGGGCAAAGGCACCUCCGAUCUUCUGCAUGACAACUUCUCCCCAGAGAAAUCUCCGUCUCUCAGGGGUGGAAGAGAUUUUAAAUUCCUGGUGCAUGGCACCUAGGAAGUCGCAUCACUUGGCUUCCCACAUCCUCCUGCCUUAUGCAGCAUACGUGCCAUUCCAGAUGCAUCACCAGCAGCCAAAAUACUAGAAGGCUUGGCGACAGCCAAUGGAAGGAGACCAACAUCACAGGGAAGA